This is a messenger RNA of Panicum virgatum (switchgrass), 1723 nucleotides long. Its product is annotated as serine/threonine-protein kinase SAPK4-like. Bases 290 to 1459 code for a protein of 389 amino acids. Gene Ontology annotation, molecular function: protein serine/threonine kinase activity; ATP binding. The record is from RefSeq and is a predicted model, not a curated record. Gene Ontology annotation, biological process: protein phosphorylation; intracellular signal transduction. The transcript is spliced from 10 exons. Lineage: Eukaryota; Viridiplantae; Streptophyta; Magnoliopsida; Poales; Poaceae.
UCCUACCACCACCUCCACGGCUCCACUAUAUAUAAUCCCCGAUCGCCUAGCGCACACGCGCCGGACCCGCCGGCCGACGAGGCGCAACCGCGCAACGCAAACCCACACGCGCCGCUGCCUGCGCCGUCGUGCCGCACCGGCCCGCUCCUUCUCCACUCAGGUGCAAUCAGGUUACGGCCGCCGCGGGCUGCGCCGCCGGACAGUGCUUGCUCAGGCCGAGAGGGGGAGACGCGGGGCACGCGACCGCGGCUAGCCCGGGCGGCGGGGUGCGGAGGCGGAGAAGGUAGGUAUGGAGAAGUACGAGGCGGUGCGGGACAUCGGGUCGGGGAACUUCGGGGUGGCGCGGCUGAUGCGCAACCGUGAGACCCGGGAGCUCGUCGCCGUCAAGUGCAUCGAGCGUGGCCACCGGAUUGACGAGAAUGUGUACAGGGAGAUCAUCAACCACCGCUCGCUACGCCACCCCAACAUCAUUCGCUUCAAGGAGGUGAUACUUACACCCACACAUCUUAUGAUAGUGAUGGAGUUUGCAGCAGGCGGAGAGCUCUUCGAUCGAAUCUGUGAUCGUGGGCGGUUUAGUGAGGAUGAGGCCCGGUAUUUCUUUCAGCAGUUGAUAUGUGGCGUGAGCUACUGCCAUUACAUGCAAAUAUGCCAUCGAGAUUUGAAGCUGGAGAAUGUUCUCUUGGAUGGUAGCCCUGCUCCACGGCUCAAGAUAUGUGAUUUUGGCUAUUCCAAGUCAUCACUGUUGCAUUCAAGACCCAAAUCAGCAGUGGGAACACCAGCAUAUAUUGCACCUGAGGUGCUAUCCCAUCGCGAGUAUGAUGGAAAGGUUCUAAGGAGGAAUUUUUCUGCAGUCUUAUUUUCCAGCUUGCAUCCCCCCUUCCUCAGACUGCUUGACCUUGCAGAUGUCUGGUCCUGUGGGGUGACUCUUUACGUCAUGCUUGUGGGAGCAUACCCAUUUGAAGACCCGGAUGAUCCCAAGAAUAUACGCAAGACCGUUCAGCAAAUAACGCAAGUACAAUACAAGAUACCAGAUUAUGUCCACAUAUCUACAGAUUGUAAACAACUUCUUGCCCGUAUCUUUGUUACCAAUCCAAUGAGGAGAAUCACAAUGAUGGAAAUAAAGAGCCAUCCAUGGUUCCUAAAGAACCUGCCACGGGAACUCACAGAGACAGCACAGGCCAUGUACUACAAGAGAGAUAACAGGGUACCUUCUUAUUCAGACCAAACGUCAGAAGAAAUCAUGAAGAUUGUCCAAGAUGCAAGGACCAUGCCAAAAUUAUCCAGAUCAGGCUACGAUUGGAGCAAUGAGUGUUCGGAUGAAGAAGAAGAAAAGGAAGAGGAACACAGACCCGAGGAAAACGAGGAAGAGGACGAUGAAUACGAUAGGAGGGUCAAUGAGGUCCAUGCAAAUGGAGAACUCAGAAUGGACGCUCUACACGUGAAAUCUUGUGGAAGUUGAGAUAACCGGGUUACUGCAGAGCUGAAGAUUCGGUGGGCUGUGGAAUUUUGGCUGCGGCAUUGCUUCUGUCUGGUCGUCCCCUCCUGUAACAUAAUUUAGUUGAUACACAGAGACAAACUACAACCUUCUUAUAUAUAUACUCGGAGACGACGAAACCUGUAAAUAUGAACCAUGUGCCUGUCUAUCUGCAUUGUACAGUCUGCUACUCUGCUAGGUUCCAGUGUGAAUGUGUGAUAAUUCUAACGCAUGUUGAAGUGGGAUCAA